Molecule: messenger RNA, 1887 nt
Organism: Folsomia candida
Lineage: Eukaryota; Metazoa; Arthropoda; Collembola; Entomobryomorpha; Isotomidae
Product: dual specificity protein phosphatase 14
Exons: 7
Coding region: 493-1287 (264 amino acids)
Biological process (GO): protein dephosphorylation
Cellular component (GO): cytoplasm
Molecular function (GO): protein tyrosine/serine/threonine phosphatase activity
Source: RefSeq, a predicted model, not a curated record
CAGUUGUGCUUUCGAGCUACUAAGCGAUCCAACCCGUGUUUUUGUCCGUCGUCCUGUCUCUCGUACCUAACUAAAUACACUUCCAGUUGCAGCAACAAGACGAACAAUGAGCAUCUAGUACUCAACCACCUGCUCAUUUGUACAUGGUUUGUCUGAUAUUCUCUGUUCCAACACGUCAUUACAGAUACAUAUCUUGAUCUAUUUCGGAAAAGUGUGUCCUAUCCGGUGGGAGAUUCGCAGAGCCAACUUUCUCCUCCUUGAAGAAACACAGGCCUCCGUCCAACAUCGUCAUCACCAGUGAUUCAUACUUUUGUUGUUGCUGCAUCAACUUUUUGGAAGCUUCACGGUCACAAGAGUUUUCAGUCGUUGACUGAAAACAUCAUUGUAAUCCUGGACUGCAAAUUUUACCCCCGAUCUACUUACUACCAUCCGUUCCCUUCUCAUCACCGGGUUCAUUCAUCCUUCCCUGCGGUCAAGAUAAGGAACAAAGUCAUGGCUGAAGUUGAUCGUCGGUGGUUGUUCAACAACCCUUCAACAAUCAACGGCGUUGGUGUUGGCGUUCCAAUGUCCCCAAAUCCUAAAAUGCAUCUGGAACCUAUUAAAGUCCAACCGAAGAAUGUGACUCGAGGAAAUAACGGCAAUGCCAUAAUCUGCAAAAGCAACGCACCCGCACUCUCAAUAAACGGCUUGGGUUGCGACAUUUUGAGUCAAAUAAAUGAAAUCACGGACGGACUUUAUCUCUGUGGAGCAAGGGCGAUGAGGGCGCAGCAUUUGUUGGAACUUGGAAUUACCAACGUCGUCAAUGUAACUGUCGAACUGCCCUGUUUGAAUAUUGAUGAGAUAGAAAGCAUGAAAAUUCAACUGGACGACUCUCCCUACGCAAACUUAUCCUAUUAUUUUGAUCGUGUCGCUGAUAAGGUGGACGAAGUCCGACGGAAAGGAGGUCGAAUUGUAAUCCAUUGUGUCGCUGGAGUCUCCCGGUCGGCCACCUUGAUUAUCGCGUACUUGAUCAAAUACAAAAAGAUGACUUUGCGACAAGCCUACAAUUUUGUUAAGGCUCGUCGUUGUUGUAUACGCCCCAAUGUCGGCUUCUUCCGUCAGUUGGUUGACUAUGAAUCUCGGUUAAUGGGGUGCACCUCGGUCAAAAUGGUUUGGAAUGCCGCUGCUGGCGGGUAUAUUCCCGACGUUUACGAGCCCGAGUAUAACAACACGCUCCUCUUCCUUAAGAAAUACGGAUUGCAGUCGGACCGGCUUGGACGAUGUGCAGGGGAACGGUAUCGACGCUAGUGGAACGUAAAUUAUAAAAAAUUGUAUGCAACAAUUCGGUUUAUGUAUUUAUGUGGAUUAAUUUAUUAUAACGUGGCGAUGAGUAUAGAGGAAAAUGUUAUAGUUUUGUGUACCACUUACUUUUUUCAUGCACUCCAUAUACUUAUUCGCUCGCUCGCUGUGUACCUUGCUAAAGAAACGAAUGCGAAAUGUAUGAAUAGUGUUGAAAUGUGUACGGAAUGUACGGAUGGCGAAAUUCCUAUGAAAUAGAUAAGUGAUGAGCGCGUCAAAAUGUACAUAUGUACCAUAAUUUAAAUGAUAUUUUAAGCUCAUUCUUUUUUGCAUUGCUUCUUUCACAGCUUCGAUUUGUAUAUGUACAUAUAUCACACUUAUUUUGAGCUACUGAAUUUUUAUUCCUUCAUGAUAAGUAGUAAAAGGUUAAAAUAAAUUGUAAUAUUUAGUAAUUCAAAUUAUGAAAGAAAAACUAAAUUACGAAGAAGAUUAUAGUAAAACAUCACAGCCAUAAAAUAUACAAAAUGUAGAUUGAUAAAAUUCUGUAAAUCAUUAUGAAAGUUGGGACCAAAUAUGAAAUAAACCAAAAUGAAGUUAUUAUCCCAUCAA